Molecule: messenger RNA, 2571 nt
Organism: Anarrhichthys ocellatus (wolf-eel)
Lineage: Eukaryota; Metazoa; Chordata; Actinopteri; Perciformes; Anarhichadidae
Gene: rbm18
Product: RNA binding motif protein 18
Exons: 6
Coding region: 211-813 (200 amino acids)
Molecular function (GO): RNA binding
Source: RefSeq, a predicted model, not a curated record
UUUGUUGUGAGACGUUAGCAAGGCGACUGUUUAUCCUUCGAGCUAGCUAACCUGCUCAGUUUAACAGGAGGAAAACAUACACAUCGCUUGAGAUGAUUAAUAUUACGUUUUGACGUAACUGAAUUAUCCCGAAGUGGGAUCCGUAGUAAAUUCAGUUUAAGAAGUCAGUCGCUAUCAAAGAGGAAGUUUGACAGAUCGAGGAGAGUACACAUGUCUUCUGCGGCAGAGACAGUGAAAAAUGCCUCCAUCAUGUCAGAGAGUGCCCAUGACGGAAACCGCUUGUGGAUAGGCAACAUUGAUCCCAAAAUUACAGAGUAUCACCUGGUGAAGUUGUUGGAGAAGUUUGGCAAUGUGAAACAGUUUGACUUCCUGUUUCAUAAGUCUGGGCCUUUGGAGGGACAGCCACGGGGUUACUGCUUUGUCAACUUCAACACCAGAGAGGAGGCAGAGAGGGCGAUCCAGUGUUUAAAUGGGAAGCUAGCUUUGUCCAAGAAGCUGGUCGUGCGCUGGGCACACGCACAGGUGAGGAGGUUUGAAGGUUUCCGUAAUGACAAAACGAUGCCUCCGAGCCUGGAACCGUCAAGCAGCGGGGCGGCCGAGGAUGGAAACGUAACCUCCAACCACCUCAGUACGAGUGCUAAAAUCCGCGCCAUCGAGGCCAAGCUCCAGAUGAUGGAGGAGAAUCCAGAGGAUGACUACUCGGGCCCGUCGGCCUACGUUUACAACAAACCGCCAGAGAGGAAACGCUGGGAGCCUUACUCUAAAUCACACCACAACAACCAGAGCAGGCCCUUCCGCAAGUUUAGGAGAUGACCCUUCAUCCAACUCAUUCUGGAGAUCCCCCCCCCCCCCCCUACACACCUCAGCCCCCACCUACACAAGAAACAGACUUUACACAAGAUGCUAUAAAGACUAUACACCUCUGGGAAUAAAAGGUUUUGACAAUACUUUGAGAACCCGGACUCUUUGGAAGUAAUCACAGCAAUCACGGACGAGUACCUAAAGUGGUUAUUAGCUUUUUUUGGUUUAUAGUUAUCAGUUAUUAAUUAGUCUUAACAUAUGCCCCAUACCUGACUGCUGUGCAGGUUGGAUCCCUUACCAGUCUGCUUUCUCACUUUUGCUGAGAUUCAAUGCAGCGGAGUCAUACAGCUGUGAUUUACAUGAUGCACAGCUGCCAGGAAAGAGAGAGGUUAUUAUUAAAGAGUAUAAUUGCCCAUCCUCCUAUUGUUUUUCACAUGUUUUUUAGUUUCAGAUCAUAUUAUUCAACGGUGAAAUACAAUUCUUCAUUCAAGACUUCACUGAAGAGGAUGAAAUACACAUAUUUGUAACAGGUUUGUAUUGAUGGAGUUGAAAUGAUAAGCCACUCAGCGACACUGUAAGUUGCAGUAUUUUUGUGCGACGUGGCUCUUUACCUAAUAGUUUACUUUAUUUUUUCUUGAAUCCAAUUUUUAUAUGUCUGCAGUCAAACUCUUUUUACUGGCUUUUUGUGUGUGUUGUGUAGAGUUUUGCUAUUUCCCCUGCCACAAUCUCUUUAUUUUAAUUUACCAAAUAAACGACUAUUGAAUAUCACACCCGCAGCGUGUUUUAUGCGAUUUUUUUUUUUUUUUUGUUUUUUUUUUUCUUUUUUUUUUUUAAUAUAUUGCUCAUAAAAUACAGGACUCUGUUUUAUGUUAGUAACAUUAGGAUACUCUCAGUCCACGCUUUUAUGCUGAUAUGAUAUUGUUUUAGAAGAAAUUUGGUAAACCAUCUGCUUGUCAUUAAUGAGAGACUUAAGAAGACGAUACAAAUUAAAUCCAUUAAUCCACCAUCGGUUUAAAAGGUGCAGUCCUGAAUUAUCACAGAAUUUUUAAGAAACAUGGAGACUAACACAAUUGUCAUACAGACAAAAGUCCCACUGUUUCCAGUAAUAACUCCUGUUUAUUAGAGCAUCCAUUAUGUUUUGAGCCCCAGCUAUCUUUUAUUUUCCCCAGACUUGACGGAUAUUGACUGUUUUUAUCAUUUUUUUUGUGCAGUCUACCAAACGUUGCUGUAAAUCAUUUAAAUAUUUUGUAGGCCUUUUGCCUCUAUGGGUUUAAUGUGGAAACGUUCUAUUUCAAAAUGUAAUAUUUGUGAAGCACUAUACUUCUGAUGUGAUCUGAGUUGUGUCAUUCCUGCAGGUGUGAGAUGCAGUUUGAGAUUAAAAAGAAAAAAAAAAUAUGUCAGUAAAUGUCACUCUGAAUUUGUUGGCGUGGAGAAGGAAUUUGCCAACCAAAGGUUUUUUGGAGAACUAAUGUUUUAAGAGUUUACCAAGAGUAUAUAAAUCCCGGAUUAGGCUACAUAGCAUUGCAGCAUGGAUGGAGAUCGGCAGACUUAAUUGUACAAGAUGAGAUGAAGGAGUAGAAUGUUGUGCGCACCGAACCAAUCAAAUCCUACCUCUUGACAUCACUCAGCAUUUUAUUUUUUUUAAAUGUCUUUGUUAUUGUAAAAUCAUCCGACUGAAGAAUAUUUCUCAUGGCCAUUAGAUCAAAUUAAUGUUUUCUUUUAAAUGUGUGUUCAUCUGUUUUAAAUAAAAUGCCUAUUCGUUCAAAUACA